Molecule: messenger RNA, 4580 nt
Organism: Porites evermanni
Lineage: Eukaryota; Metazoa; Cnidaria; Anthozoa; Scleractinia; Poritidae
Source: the annotation of a GenBank genome assembly
AUGGCGGACCCUCCAAAGGCCGAGGAGUAUCAAAACUUUUCAUUUCCCAAUGACGAAAUGCCGCUAAGCUCGAUCAUUCCAGCUGUACAAGAAGUAAGGAAACGUAGACCUCCAUUUGUUCCCUCUGUUGGACUUCCAAAUGUGAUUAGAACACCGCAGGAACUGAUGGUAGAAAGAGCUAUGGAAAACUGCGCUUUCAAGUCAGUUUUGGCUGGAGUCGUAGGUACUGUAAGAAGAUAAUUUAUAAAAACAGCCCACUUCCUUUUUGGUUCAUUAAUUUACCUAGCACGUUAUUAAUAUUUGAAGAAACUGUUUCUACGGCUCUUACUGGAUACGGGACCACCAAUUCUUCAGGCGUGCCCAAUCGAUAAAAAUCGAUCAUCGGAAACCAAUCACUAUAAUCAAUAUAUACGAUAAAAAUUAAUCGAUUUAUAUCAAUAAUCGAUACUCGCAAUGCAAGUCCACUUAAUUGUAUUGAUUUUUAUCAGCUUUACUAAAAUUAAUGGGUUAUAGUUUGGUCUGUAUGCGGGAAAAAUGGGGAAAGUGGCGGGAUAUCUUUUCAUUUGUCUGACAAUCACCAUAAAUGAAGCGAUGAUCUCAGAGAUUAAAUGAUGAUCACAUUGCCAUUUCAGUAAUGUUUGACAAUGUUAUGUAUCGGUCAAAUUGAAGCUUCAACAUCCCCAGGCAUUUGACACCUUUGCCAUCAUGGGGAGGAGGGAAUUUGAUUAUCAGAGUCUUCCAGGGGGUGGGGAAUUUGAUCCCCAUGCGUUAGGGGUGGGGAAUUUGAACUGCACCCUCGAUUUCAUGUGAAACCUCUGGCGUGGCGAGCUGUCAUGGGGGACGCGGUGUUAGAGGAUUUUCGUGUAAAAGAUUGUGCCUUUAUGGCCAAUUGGUUACAAGGUUUGUGCCGUAUUUGAAGGUAUUUAAAUUUUAAUAUUUGUAAUACUGGAUUCAGGCUUUGAAUAUAUGAAUGUAUUUUAAAAGUUGUCUUUAUAAUGAAUUACAAUACCUAUACCGGCGAUUCAAUACAACAAUAAAAAGCUCAACAGAGGUCAAUUACUUUGACCUGCCACAUGUAUGUUAAUUAAUAAGGUGAGCGAUGAUGCAUGUCAGUGAAUUUGUCAUGAUGUAGUAAUCUCAAUAGGCGGGAUUUUUUUUAAAGAACGCAUUGUUUGUUGCAUGACACACGAAGAAACUCUGAGCCUUCAGUGACCUUGUAGCAGCGAUUUCCACCGCUUUGCACGAGACUUUUGUUCGUCAUAAAUACGCUAACAGUGCUUUUCAGUUUUUGUUUUAUGGAAUAAGAAUUAUUUGCUGUAUUCAUAGAGACUUUGUUCGACAACUGAAGGCGUUUCUGCCAUCCUUCUGUCAUUUAUGUGCCUGUGAAAUGUCCUUGGGGUGGGAAAUCUGAAUGGACCCUAGUGUGGGGCAUUUGAAUGGCAUUUUGGCCUGGGGGAAUUUGAACAACAAUUUUCAAAAAAAUCAAUUUGACCGAUACAUUAGUUGUGCAAUGACAGCAAAGAAAACUGCCAAAAAGUUUACUGCACAUUCAGAGUUUUUGCUUUGCUUAUUUUCUGACUUCCAUUGUUGUUGUGGUCGCGCCAAGCUCGCAAGUAGCCUAACCAUGAAAAAAUUUUGGUUUUUGGGGAGGGGGCGGAUUUAGGGGUUUUGAUCAAGAUAUCUAACAAGCACCACCAUUUGGUGAGUACCCACCCUCCUUGAGAGUUGUAUUUUUUAGAUCUCCUUGUUUUGUUUGUUUGUGUUGGUUCUUCAUUAUCAGCAGGCUGGUUCAUACAGGUCUUGGAAAACCGGUAGAGUUAUGGAAUUUAAGAAUAUUUCAUUUUCAAGGCCUGGAAAUUCAUGGAAUUUACUUUUUGGUCCUAGAGAGUCAUGAAUAAUUAAAAUUUUGUUUGGUAGAUUAGUUACUGCAGAUGGCAAAGCAAUAAUUAUAAUGUAAGAUAAAGAGGAGUAAUAAAACAGCACGAAUGUCACGCAUCUUAGUGGAUAGCAGAGUUUUUUUCUGUUGAACUGUUUAAGGUCAACAAAAUAUGCUAAAACAAGGAAAGUUUUGAAAAUUUUCGAAAGUGACAGCUAAACCUACGGUCAUGGAAAAACCCACGGCAAGUCAUGGAAUUUGAAGAGCUCAAAAGGGUGCGAACCCUGCUAGUACCUGCAGGAGGUAGCCCAAGUAUUACAUGGCUAUGACUUGACAGCUUUUUUGUAGGGGCAGAGGGUUUUGUGUUGUUGCUGAGGAAUGUUAUGGAGUCAUAAAGACUAAACAUUAUUUUCUUCUAAUAAUGCACAAAAACAAGGCUGAACUACAAAUGCCAGCGCCACACAACUGGCAUGUUUGCCUUGUUCUUGAUGUUUGUUUUUUAAAGUGUGAAUCUGCAAUUUAUCACCCAUACAGGUUAUGGUCUUGGUGCUGUGUUUGGCCUUUUUACUGCUGGAAUGGACUCAUCCAUGCCCAAUCCUAUGACUGGAGUUGCUGAUCAAUCAGCUAAGGCUAUUCUCAAAGACAUGAGAUCUCGUGCAGUUUCUUAUGGAAAAAAUUUUGGUGUGGUGGGUUUCAUGUUUUCUGGAACUGAAUGCCUUGUAGAGUCUGUAAGUACAUAAAGAUAUGUCUAAAUGACACCUCCCCCCCCCACUCCUCACUGUUUAAGUUUAAAAUAAAGUGAUUAUGUUAAUUAUUUUUACCAAUAUUUUUUCAUUCUUUAACUUGAAUGUUUUUUCUGCUAAGAUCAGUCAGUGAAGUACAAGUCACUAGAUUUCCAAACGAGGGCCAAAGGCGCAAGCUUCUAGGGGGAUCUUGGGCAUGCACCCCAGUGAAUUUUUUUGGAUUUUUGCUCCCUAAAGUCACCUUUUGUGGGUUUCUGAGUUAUUUAGUCAGGAUAUUGGCCAGAUUUUAACUUGAAAAGUUUUUUUUCAUUAAAAAUGUAUUAAUUAUUUUAUUUAUGAAAAAUCGGACCAAUUUUUGUAAAACAGUGGAAACCAAUGUGGAUCUGCGCCUGAUCUGGCAAGGGUUUCCUUAUCUUGAUAUUUUGGUAUAAUUUGCAGUUUCGAGGAAAAAGUGACUGGAAAAAUGGAACGCUUUCAGGUGGAAUCACUGGUGGACUCCUUGGGCUGAGAGGUAUUGACACUGCAGAAUAGUGAUCCUGCUUAGAUUAUCUUUUAGAUAAAAACAAUAAUGCAUCUUUCAAAGCCAAAAGCUAUGACAGCGUUGAGCAAUAAAUGAUUUAGCCCCAUUUUAGUCCCAUCUGCUAACUUGGAUUAGUCCAGGAGAGUAAGAAGAAAAACUGAGUUGGGAAGGGUGUCAAUGCUAGAUAUAACAUACUAAAUUGUUUCAAGCACCAAAAGUCUUUGGUCAUUAUAGCAAUUUCCCACUCAACUCAAAAAUAAUUUGCUAGUGUAUUGAUCUCCUUUGAGUUUUUUCUUCUUCCAAAUUUUUCAUAGCUGGUGGAAAAGCAGCCGUUAUGGGUGCACUUGGAUUUGCAGCAUUUUCAACUGUUAUUGAUUACUACCUCAGAUGACCAACCCAUAGACUGGAUUAUCGCCAGCCACUGGAGAUCCCAAGACAAUGUUUUGUCUAAUAUGAGUACAGAGAUAGGUGAAACACUUUUAUCCAACAAGCUGUCACUGCCAUUGGUGGGUCAUAGAGUUUAACAAGACUUUGCCAGCAAAAUCUCUGAGAAAAAGGAAAGAUGCAGUGAAACCCUGGCUUACAGCCACCUUGGUAAUACGGUCACCUCGUUAUUACGGCCACUUUUUUUGGCCACCCAGCAAGAACCAUCAUACUUUUUCGUAUAAAAAAACCCUCAUUAAUACAGCCACCCUGUUAAUACAGCCAAUUUUUUUUGGCCCAUUGGUGACUGUAUUAAUAGGCUUCCAUUGUAGUUCAGUUGGUACUGUGACUGAAUAAGGUGGUUCAUAGUGGAAGUAAUAGCAACAAAAUAUGAACAAAGAGAUAAGAAGGGUGAAACAAUGGCUUUGCUGAAAAUGUUGAUCAUUCUUUAGUUUUCUCAUCCAUGCAAGACAAGACAGUGAAAUAUCUUCUUUUCAGGACAAUAAUUUUCCUUUAUUUUUUAUCUCAAAACUGAGCCUGUAAUCAGGUCAGGUUCUGUAGAGGAUAGUUCACAAAUCACAAAGGUUAUGCUUCACCGACUUAGGGUGCAGUUAAUUUAUAGCAUUUUCGAAUAAGAACUGACACAUAACUCUUUUCUGGGAAUUUUUAAGUUAUUCAAAGAACUGCAUGUAUUUAAGUACCAAUCAAACAGGUGCAAGUAUUCAAUCAAUCUCACUGUAAGGCACUUCGAAACAGUAGCACCUGGUUGUAAGGUUCUUAAAAAAAAUGAUUAAUCUGGAUUUUAAAAGGUCAUUUGCGGGUUGCUUGACUCUCAUAGUCAAUUUGUGGUUACCUGGAGGCCACAGCCAGCGAACACAGAUGUAUUUCCGGAAGGGACGACCCGAUAUACGUCUGUGUUCACUGGCUAGGAAGCCCUGAUUGAUUGACGAAAUGUCAUGACACAAAUGGUGUGGGAACUGCACAGGAACCCCAAGGCUACAAAUGAGGCACUCGGUAC